GCCGGAGCCGCCCGCGCGGGCGCCGAGAGGAGAGGCGAGGCGAGGCGGGGAGCGCGAGCGGCGGCGGCCACUGCCACGUAUUCCCGGCAGUGGCGGCGGCGGCGGCGGCGGCGCGGGAGGAGCCUGCAGUGGAGGCUCGGUUGGGUUGGUCUUGGUGCACUUUACUCGAAGAACACCCCCAGGAUCUCUCAUUGCCAUUGUACUAAAGAUUUCCUUCUGACUGAUACUGGGAUCCUUGUACCAACACACUUCCAUCGUCUUUUUCACUGUGGUUUGAGAAGUCGUGUGCCGAUUCCUGUUGCAUCCGGCAUUUCUUCCCUGGUCUCCUUUCAAGAAUAACUCAAGUUACCUUUACUGGAAGUCAGUUUGCUGAAAGUACUGAAACUGCAGUUCUUAGUUGAAGAAAAGGUAAAUGGAAUGCCUUGACCAGAGGAGCGUGGCCUUUCCUUCCAAAGCCUCUCCAGACGCACCCUCCCAGCAUUGCCCAGGAAAGAUGCGGCAGCUCAAAGGGAAGCCCAAGAAGGAGACGUCCAAGGACAAGAAGGAGCGGAAGCAGGCCAUGCAGGAGGCCCGACAGCAGAUCACCACGGUGGUGCUGCCCACGCUGGCCGUGGUCGUGCUUCUGAUCGUGGUGUUCGUGUACGUGGCCACGCGUCCCACCAUCACCGAGUGAGCGCGUGGGGUGAACUCCCCCAGCAGGGAGCCGAAGCCCGGGAGGGGGAAAACGAAAGAGAAAUGGCUUUGGUAUUCAGAGAUUUUCCUGAUGCUGAGCUCCAGGCUGGAGCACCCUGUCUUCUCUGGUCUUUGACUUGAUUAAAGUUUCUCCAAUUUCCCUGGGAGGGAAUAGGGAACGUUUUAUCAGUGAACGUGCCAUACACCUUAUGGUCCACUUCAUGUGCCUUUCAGACUUCAAAGCAGUGUGUGUGUGUGUGUGUGUGUGUGUGUGUGUGUUUCUUUCUUGCUCCUGAAAUCAAUAUGUAGCUCAACCUGGUGAGAGGAGGAAUCUUCUGGGUCAUGAAUCAGUUGGAAUCAGUGCUUACCCCAUCCCCAUUGUUUAGAACAUGACUCUUUGCCUACAUGUGUUCACAAUUUCCAAAGGGACUGUAUUUCUUCUCUGUGCUUAAUGUGAUUUGAAAUAUGUCGACUCAAAAGUGAAAUAUUUAUUUUUUGAAUAAAGGAGAUAAUAGCCUUAAA
Messenger RNA from Mustela lutreola (European mink), 1194 nucleotides. RefSeq names its product single-pass membrane protein with coiled-coil domains 4 (gene SMCO4). NCBI's taxonomy places the organism in Eukaryota, Metazoa, Chordata, Mammalia, Carnivora, Mustelidae. The transcript is spliced from 4 exons. The record is from RefSeq and is a predicted model, not a curated record. Bases 413 to 673 code for a protein of 86 amino acids.